ACCAAACUAGGGUUUUUGCUAACCCCAAUUUAAGACAUCUGAUUUUUCCCUCAGCCGUUAUCGUAUUCACAUCUCAGUAGCUCAGCCACAGCAGCCAUGGCCGUCGGGAAGAACAAGAGGAUUUCGAAGGGAAAGAAGGGAGGGAAAAAGAAAGCAGUUGAUCCAUUCGCAAAAAAGGACUGGUAUGAUAUCAAAGCCCCCUCAGUUUUCAAUACCAGAAACAUCGGCAAAACCCUAGUUACUCGUACCCAGGGUACUAAGAUUGCUUCGGAAGGACUUAAGCAUCGGGUUUUCGAAAUAUCCUUGGCUGAUCUUCAAGGCGAUGAAGACCACUCCUUCAGAAAGAUCCGAUUGAGAGCUGAGGAUGUUCAGGGGAAGAAUGUUCUAACGAACUUCUGGGGCAUGAACUUUACGACUGAUAAAUUGAGGUCACUUGUGAGGAAAUGGCAAUCACUGAUUGAAGCUCAUGUUGAUGUUAAGACUACUGACAACUAUACUUUGAGGAUGUUCUGUAUUGGUUUCACUAAGAAGCGUGUGAACCAACAAAAAAGGACUUGUUAUGCACAGUCAAGUCAGAUUCGCCAGAUCCGACGGAAGAUGCGGGAGAUCAUGGUUAACCAGGCACAAUCUUGUGAUCUCAAGGAUUUGGUUCAGAAGUUCAUUCCCGAGUCAAUUGGGAAGGAGAUUGAGAAGGCAACUUCUAGCAUAUACCCUCUGCAAAAUGUUUAUAUUCGGAAGGUUAAGAUCCUGAAAGCUCCCAAAUUCGACCUUGGCAAGUUGAUGGAGGUUCACGGUGAUUAUAGUGAAGAUGUUGGCGUGAAGUUGGACAGGCCUGCUGAGGAGCCAAUGGAUGAGGAAACUGAAGUUGUUGGUGCCUGAAUCAAUUUCGGGCUCCUAUACUGGCUUUUGAGAAGCUGGCGUUAAUUUCCUUGAAAGAUUUAUUUUUGGAGUGAUUUAGGAAAGAGUUUUUUACUUUGAAGAGGGUACAACACUGGGUUUCGGGACAAUUCAGAUAGAUAAAUGUAAUGUUCCUCUGAUCAUACAUUUUUCACAUUUAUUGUUAUUCUUAUCUGCCUAAUUCAUAUUUGUAUCUUUUCAUUCCA
Molecule: messenger RNA, 1103 nt
Organism: Olea europaea var. sylvestris
Lineage: Eukaryota; Viridiplantae; Streptophyta; Magnoliopsida; Lamiales; Oleaceae
Product: 40S ribosomal protein S3a-like
Exons: 7
Coding region: 97-879 (260 amino acids)
Biological process (GO): translation
Cellular component (GO): ribosome; cytosol
Molecular function (GO): structural constituent of ribosome
Source: RefSeq, a predicted model, not a curated record